ACUUUCUGUAAAUAUAAUCGGCCUGAUUUUAAUGUAGAAAAUAUAACUAGAAUGGUUUGAAUAUCAAAUUGAUGAAAAUGGAGAUAUUUUACAAGAAUGAACUAAUGAUAAUAUUGGCAAUAAUUCUAUUGGUAUUAGCAUUUUAUGUCGAAGUUUUACCAAUCUAUUACCAAAAAAUAGAAAAUGUGCGAAAAAUGGUUCCUCCAGAUCCAGUUAAACCAUUGCCACCGUCUGGUUCUAAAAUGUUAUUUUUCAAAAAAGCUGCUGUAUGUGCCGAUGCUGCUCUUUGUGCCAAGAUUGGCUUAGAUAUUUUACAAAAAAAUGGUUCAGCUGUAGAUGCAGCUAUAGCUGCUAUGAUAUGUAAUAGCGUGGUAAAUAUGCAAAGCGCCGGUUUAGGUGGAGGAUUUUUCAUGACGAUAUAUAAAAAAGAUGAAAAUAAAACUUAUUGUUUAAAUGCGAGGGAAAAAGCACCACUAACGGCUAAUGAUAGUUUAUAUCAAACAGAAAAUGCCACCUCAAAUGGAUCUUUGUCAGUUGGUGUUCCAGGAGAAAUUAAAGGAUAUUUAAGAGCCCAUGAAAAAUUCGGGAAAUUACAAUGGUCUGAAUUAGUUCAACCAUCGAUUGAACUAUGUGAGAAAGGUUAUCUGAUAAACGAUCAUCAAUAUUCAAGUUUUUUCAAAAAUAAACUCAAUAAAGAUGACGAAAAUUUAAGAGAAUGGUUUAUUGAAGACGAUGGUAGUUUUAAGAAACCUGGAAAUACUGUACGUCCUUCUAAGCUAUGCAAUUUUCUUAAACUGUUAUCAGAAAACGGUCCCGAGGAUUUUUAUACCGGAACUUUAGCAAAAAUGUUCUUAGAAGAUGUACAAAAUAUAGGGGGUAUCAUAUCAGAGCAGGAUAUGCGUGAAUAUGAUGUAGAUUGGUUGGACCCGAUCGAAACGACGUUACAAAAUGGCGAUCAUAUACAUACAUUUCCCGCGCCGGGAUCUGGAGCUAUUCUAAUAUUCAUAUUAAAUAUAUUAGACGGUUUCAAUUUGAAUAGAGAUAGUAUAGAUGGCGUUGAUAACACAGUUCGAACGUAUCAAAAAAUAAUAGAAACGUUCAAAUAUGCGUACGCCAAACGAACGAAACUGGGCGAUCCGAAUUUUGUUGACAUGAAUCAGAUAACUCAAGAUUUAUUAUGUAAAAAAUAUGCCGAGAGCAUAAGACUCAAAUUGAAUAAAAGUGGUACGAGCUCAGAUCCUGAUUAUUAUGGAGCUAAUUUUUUUUCUAAAGAAGAUCAUGGUACUGCUCAUGUUUCGAUUAUUGCUGAAAACGGUGACGCUGUUUCUGCUACGUCCACAGUAAAUAUUUAUUUUGGAGCCGGAGUGACUUCAAAACAAACUGGAAUUAUAUUGAACAGCGUCAUGGAUGAUUUUUCUUAUUCGCAUUUGAUAAACUAUUUUGGGUUAAGUGGAUCACCCACGAAUAUAAUGCAACCUGGAAAACGACCUUUUUCGUCCAUGAUUCCGACUAUUAUAACCGAUAGUUGUGGUAAUGUUAAAGUGGUAAUAGGAGGCGCUGGGGGCCCGAAAAUUAUCACGUCAACCGCUUUGGUGUUAAUUAGGUUACUUUGGUUAGGAGAAAAUAUUAAAGAAGCUAUAGAUGCACCGAGAAUUCACCAUCAAUUAUUUCCUAUGGAGGUGCAUUACGAAUAUGGUGUUUUAAAGGAUGUAGUUGAAAAAUUAAGAUCUUUGGGCCACGAGAUGAAUAUGAAAACAGAAUCUAUUGUUUAUGCUUUGUAUAAAGACAAGGACAAAAUAGUUGGAACUACCGAUAAUAGAAAACCAGAUGGUGGAAUUUUCGGAAUAUGAAACUUUGUUUUUUAAUAUUUAUUCAGUUAAAUAUAUUUUUUACCAAAUCUU
This is a messenger RNA of Diorhabda sublineata, 1901 nucleotides long. Its product is annotated as glutathione hydrolase 1 proenzyme-like. Gene Ontology annotation, cellular component: plasma membrane. Bases 72 to 1850 code for a protein of 592 amino acids. Gene Ontology annotation, biological process: glutathione catabolic process. The transcript is spliced from 10 exons. The record is from RefSeq and is a predicted model, not a curated record. Lineage: Eukaryota; Metazoa; Arthropoda; Insecta; Coleoptera; Chrysomelidae. Gene Ontology annotation, molecular function: glutathione gamma-glutamate hydrolase.